Molecule: messenger RNA, 1441 nt
Organism: Pelmatolapia mariae (spotted tilapia)
Lineage: Eukaryota; Metazoa; Chordata; Actinopteri; Cichliformes; Cichlidae
Product: E3 ubiquitin-protein ligase TRIM21-like
Exons: 3
Coding region: 44-1441 (465 amino acids)
Biological process (GO): protein ubiquitination
Cellular component (GO): cytoplasm
Molecular function (GO): protein binding; ubiquitin protein ligase activity
Source: RefSeq, a predicted model, not a curated record
CAUAUUUAAUUUCCCAGCAUCUGACCUGAAUCUGAUUACUGCCAUGAUGAGACCAGAGGAGCUCCUAAACACCCUGGAAGAUUUAACAGACGAUGAGUUUGAAGGCUUUAAGUGGCGCCUGCAGCAGGGCGAAGUCCUUGCAAGUCGACCAACCAUCAAAAAGAGCCGACUGCAGACGGCAAAAAGACGGGACACCGUGGACCUGAUGGUGCACACCUACACUCUUCCUGGAGCUGUGGAGGUGACCAGGAAGGUUUUAGAAAGAAUCUGCAGGAAUGAUCUGCUGCAGAGUUUGUCUGCCAACUCAGAGCAACAAGCUGCCUUUGUUCCUCUGAGAGAAGAAUAUGAGGGAAAGAAGGCAGAGCUGUGGAAGACAGAGGCUGAAAUUCAGCUGAUGAUCCAGAAGAGACAACUGAAAAUUCAGGAGAUCAAAAAGUCAGUAAAGAUGAGUAAAGAUUCUGCAGACAGAGAGAAAGCAGAAGGUUUUCAGGUGUUCACUGCUCUGCAGGAGUCUGCUGAGAGAGGAAUGAAGAAGCUCAUGAAGGAGAUCGAAGGCAAACAGAAGACAACAGAGAAACAGGCUGAAGGUUUCAUCAAGGAUCUGGAACAAGAAAUCUCUGAGCUGAAGAAGACAAGCUCUCAGUUGGAGCAGCUCUCACACUCUGAAGACCACCUGCACCUCCUCCAACACUUCUCAUCCCUGAAAACUGUUCUACCCGCAAAGGACUGGAGAGAGAUCAGAGUUCAUCCACCUUCAUAUGAGGGAACUGUGGUUAGAGCUGUGGCUCAGCUGGAGGAGAAACUCAGGAAAUGCAUGAAGAAGAAGCUGCUUGAGGCUGAGCUGGAGAGGGUCCAGCAGUAUGCAGUGGAUGUGACUCUUGAUCCCGAUACAGCAAAUUCUAGACUCAUCCUAUCUGAUGAUGGAAAACAGGUGCAUUGUGGUGAUGUGAGGAAGAAUCUUCCAGACAUCCCACAGAGAUUUUCACCAUGUCCUAAUGUUUUAGGAAAGCAGAGUUUAUCUUCAGGCAGAUUUUAUUUCGAGGUUCAGGUUAAAGGAAAGACUGCAUGGGAUUUAGGAGUAGCCAGCGAGUUGGUCAACAGGAAGGGAAAAAUCACACUGACUCCUCAGGAUGGUUUCUGGAGUAUAGGCUUGAGAAAUGGAAAUGAGUACAGAGCUUUUGCUAGCCCUUCAGUCCGUCUCUGUCUUCAGUCUGGUCCUGAGAAGGUGGGGGUGUUUGUGGAUUAUGAGGAGGGUCUGGUCUCUUUUUAUGAUGUGGAUACUGCAGCUCUUAUCUACUCCUUUACUAGCUGCUCCUUCAUUCAGAAACUCCACCCAUACUUCAGUCCCUGUCUAAAUGAUGGUGGUAAAAACUCUGCACCUCUAAUCAACUGUGCUGUCAAUCAAAUCGAGUCAAUCAACAGAUUUUACUUGAUGAACUGA